Molecule: messenger RNA, 633 nt
Organism: Salmo salar (Atlantic salmon)
Lineage: Eukaryota; Metazoa; Chordata; Actinopteri; Salmoniformes; Salmonidae
Source: RefSeq, a predicted model, not a curated record
AUGAGGCCUGUCAGUGACCCUAUAGAUGAGAGGCUGAGACCUGUCAGUGACCCUAUAGAUGAGAGGAUGAGGCCUGUCAGUGACCCUAUAGAUGAGAGGCUGAGGCCUGUCAGUGACCCUAUAGAUGAGAGGCUGAGACCUGUCAGUGACCCUAUAGAUAAGAGGCUGAGACCUGUCAGUGACCCUAUAGAUGAGAGGCUGAAACCUGUCAGUGACUCUAUAGAUGAGAGGCUGAGGCCUGUCAGUGACCCUACAGAUGAGAGGCUGAAACCUGUCAGUGACCCUAUAGAUGAGAGGCUGAGAACUGUCAGUGACCCUGUAGAUGAGAGGCUGAGACCUGUCAGUGACCCUAUAGAUGAGAGGCUGAGGCCUGUAAGAGACCCUAUAGAUGAGAGGCUGAGACCUGUCAGUGACCCUGUAGAUGAGAGCCUGAGACCUGUCAGUGACCCUAUAGAUGAGAGGCUGAGGCCUGUAAGAGACCCUAUAGAUGAGAGGCUGAGACCUGUCAAUGACCCUAUAGAUGAGAGGCUGAGGCCUGUCAGUGACGCUAUAGAUGAGAGGCUAAGGCCUGUCAGUGACCCUAUAGAUGAUAGGCUGAGACCCUAUAGAUUAGAGGCUGAAACCUGUCAGUGA